Molecule: messenger RNA, 1648 nt
Organism: Durio zibethinus
Lineage: Eukaryota; Viridiplantae; Streptophyta; Magnoliopsida; Malvales; Malvaceae
Source: RefSeq, a predicted model, not a curated record
GGGGAAGAAAAUGCCAAAACUAUCUAGCACCCUCUAUCUCUGUUUACGUUCUCUUGUUUUCAUGAUCACAUUUUCGAAGCUGUUGUUUGCAGCAAAUUCUAGAACAUGUCCAGCAGAUGUGCAAGUACUCAAAGAUCUGAAAAACGGGGUGGACCCCCGCUCCAUAGCUCCCGGAUCUUGUUUGAGCUCAUGGGAUUUCUCCUUGGAUCCAUGUGACAACAUCUUCAGUAACCAUUUUACUUGCGGGCUUAGGUGCGAUAGAAUCGUUUCUGGUUCUGCUCGAGUCACAGAGAUCACUCUUGACCCUGUUGGUUACUCCGGUUCACUCACCUCAACUUCAUGGAACCUCCCUUAUCUACAGAUAUUGGACAUCUCGGACAAUUCGUUCUCUGGCUCAAUUCCUGAUUCCUUCUCCAAUUUAACUCGUUUGCGUCGACUUUGUCUGUCUAGGAACUCACUCUCCGGGGAAAUACCUGUCUUACUUAGCUCACUUUCUCACCUUGAAGAACUUUACCUUGAUAACAACCAUCUCCAUGGACCCAUUCCUUCAAGCUUCAACAACCUAACAAGCCUGAAACGACUUGAAAUCCAACAAAACGACAUCUCUGGUGAGUUUCCCAAUCUGGGUUCACUCAAAAACCUCUACUUUCUCGAUGCUAGUUAUAACAACAUAUCCGGUGGAGUCCCAGCAACGCUUCCAACAUCUCUCGUCGAGAUCACAAUUAGAAACAAUAAACUGGGAGGAAAUAUUCCAGAUAACAUCGACAAUAUGAGUUUUUUGCAAGUUCUAGAUCUCAGUCACAACAUAUUAUCCGGAUCUAUACUGUCAGUUCUUUUUGAACAUCCCUCCCUGCAACAGCUUGCUCUUUCUUACAACAACUUUUCAUUUUUACAAGUACCAGUUGACAUGGGUUUAAACAGUAAAUUGAUAGCUGUUGAUUUAAGCUACAACAAGCUUCGAGGUUUCUUGCCAGCUUUCAUGGCGUCGAUGCCAAAGCUUGCAGCUUUAUCUUUGGAGCAUAACAAGUUCACAGGUAUGAUACCAGCUCAGUAUGCACUCAAAACUGCUGUUCCUGGGAACAAUACUUCGUCUUUUGAGAGGCUGUUGCUGGGUGGGAAUUACUUGUUCGGGCCAAUUCCUGGUCCUUUUUUGGGUCUCAAACCGGGUUCUGCUGAAGUCAGCCUGGUGGAUAAUUGCUUGUAUCGGUGUCCUGACGCUUUCUUCUUCUGCCGAGGUGGGGAUCAGAAAUCCUUGGUGGAUUGUAAGAGCUUUAGGCCUGCAAUUCCUUAGAAACAAAUUAACCCCGAAUUGUAUUACAUGACAUUAUUCUCUAGGUUUUCUUUGCUUCUUUUACUGUGAAAAAGUUACAAAUUUAAGAGAACAGAAAAUAUUGCUUGCUGUUUUACAUUAGCUUUCCGGCUUUGUUUUUUAAUUUUGUAUAAUGAACAAACUAAUCUUGCUGAGGAGUCGAUUGAAAUUUCAAUGCUUAUAGUUUAAAGUGACCAAAAGAGAGCCUGCCACAGUGAAGUAAAAGGCAUGGGGCUUAUGCACUUUCAGAUUUUGCCUUUGUGUUUCGUGGAGCAUUGUCUUGGAAAGGAGUAAAGCGAUAACUUAUUAUUGUACAAUUGCUGUUAGUAUUCUAGUAAU